GUGAUAGUUUUAUCUUAAAAAUGUGGUUGUUAGGAAGAUAUAUCAGAUCUCUGAUGUCUCCUGUAUGGAAUGGAGAAAGCUGUAAAAUGGUGAUAGUAGUCCGGUCAGAUUUACCUAUGGGAAAAGGCAAGGUUGGUGCUCAAUGUGCUCAUGCUGCGCUGGAAUGCUGCCGUCAGACCUUAAAUAACGAAAAGAAGCAGCAAAUGUUUCGCUCUUGGUUACAAAUUGGACAGCCUAAAAUUGUUCUUAAAAUACAAAACGAAGAGGAAUUGUUGAACCUAGCCGAUAAGGCUCAACAUGCCGGUCUAAUUACCGCUAUAAUAAAAGAUGCCGGUAGGACUCAGUUGAUGCCUGGCACAAUCACAGUUGUCGGUAUAGGACCAGGAUCCAAUGAAGUUAUAGAUAGCCUUACGUCAAAAUUAAGAUUAUUAUAGUAUUCAUUUAUGCAUCAAUUGGUAUACUUUAUAGGUUCUUUUUAAUACCAAGAUAUUCAAACUGGGAUGAAAAAUUGAUAGUAUCUGGAAUUAUCAAGAUAAGUUAAAAAAAUUUUUUUUUCAUACAUAAGAUAAAAAUUUUGUUAUUAUUGUAAAGAUUGUAACGUAAAUUUUGAAGUGUGUUAAACAUAAUCUGUUAAGAAAGCAUGCAGUGUUGUGUACAUACAUAGAAAUAAAAAUCAAUUUUGGGUUGUGUGUAAUAUAAAUUGUAUAUUUUUCUCUUUAGAGUAUUAAUUGCGGACGUAUGAAAAAAUUUGUUUAAAUUAGAUACAUAAUCAUUAUUAUAAAGAUAAUCGAAUUUUAUGAUCCUGGAUCGUGCAUCCUGGCAGAAAGAUCAAUUGAAUAAGACAUUACCACCUAGAUGAUUCAGUGGCGUAAUAAUAAGUUUUAUUAUACUAAAAUAAUGUCUCCAUUGUUGCUAAUAUUAUCGUUCCCAUUCAUUUGUGAAUGGUAUCUCAAAAUACUUUAAAGACACAUAUAAUCUGCAUAAGUAAAUUAUAUAGAUACACGCUAUACUGCCUUCAUAUAUAUCGUAAGCAUAAUUUAUAUAACGUUUGAAUAUAUGUGCCUUUGAAAAAAUAUACUUAAAACUCUAAAUACAAUUUUGCUAAACACAAUUGUCAAGGAAAAAUAGACUAUACUAAAGCUUGCUUUCUCAUUCCGAGAGUGAGGGUGUAGAUAUUAGAAAUAUAAAUAUAUCAUAAAGAUUUCACCGAUCUCACGUUAUAUACACAUGUGCUGCGGCAUUAAAAUAUUCCCAAGAAAGUGUAUACCACCGUACUAUAUCUAAGUUAUUACAAGAUUGAGCAAUAAUAGUGUAACAGGAAAACGCGCACUCACAGCUCCCUAUAAUCCUGCUAGUCAGUAUAAUUUUAUACAUACAGUACCACAUACGCGACUCUUUCUCUCUCUCUUAAACCACGCAAUUGGAAUCAAAUUGUUACGAAAGUUAUAUAAGUAUUUUAUUUCCCACCAUUCUCAUCCAAGCGCACAUCGCAGAAUACUCCUCGUUGAAGUAAAUAUGGAAUAAUUACAAGAUGCAAUGGCGAAUUAACGACGGCAUCGAAAAAAUGUGUGCCUUAUUCGUGAGUUUCCGAUGAUUCUUACGUGUACACACAUAGGAUGUGCUUGGGAGGG
This is a messenger RNA of Dinoponera quadriceps, 1631 nucleotides long. RefSeq names its product peptidyl-tRNA hydrolase 2, mitochondrial. Gene Ontology annotation, cellular component: mitochondrion; cytosol. Bases 21 to 434 code for a protein of 137 amino acids. The transcript has a single exon. NCBI's taxonomy places the organism in Eukaryota, Metazoa, Arthropoda, Insecta, Hymenoptera, Formicidae. Gene Ontology annotation, molecular function: peptidyl-tRNA hydrolase activity. The record is from RefSeq and is a predicted model, not a curated record.